This is a messenger RNA of Mercenaria mercenaria, 11868 nucleotides long. RefSeq names its product semaphorin-2A-like. Gene Ontology annotation, biological process: semaphorin-plexin signaling pathway; negative regulation of axon extension involved in axon guidance; negative chemotaxis. The transcript is spliced from 17 exons. NCBI's taxonomy places the organism in Eukaryota, Metazoa, Mollusca, Bivalvia, Venerida, Veneridae. The record is from RefSeq and is a predicted model, not a curated record. The coding region runs from base 110 to 1849 and encodes 579 amino acids. Gene Ontology annotation, molecular function: semaphorin receptor binding; chemorepellent activity.
GACUUGUUUGGACUAUAAUGGGUCGAUACCUAGUAAUGAAACAAUAAGGAUAUGCAGUAUACAAGGCAAAAAGAAGGUUCCAGACUGCCAAAAUCAUAUACGAGUUGUCAUGGAGAUGAAUGAUUAUUUACUUGUGUGUGGUACAGGAGGGUUUGCACCUAUAAGAUAUCACUUAAAUCCUGACUUUUUCGCCGAUGAGUCUGACAACUUCCAGAUUAACAACACAUUCCCUGGGGCAGCAUACUGCCCAUUUGACCCCUGGGACAAUUACACAGCUAUCCUUGUCACUCAAGGAAAUCCUGGUAAUACCACUGUCCCAUACUUUGGAACGUACACAGAUUUCAUAAAAAGCUCACCCGUGAUUAGCAGACCAAAGUUUACAGGUUCAGAUGGUAAAAUAUACUCCAGCACAAGUACAGACCGAGAAGAUAUCAGCUGGUUAAAUUCUCCACAGUUUGUUGGGUCAUUUGAUGAUGAGGAAAAAGUUCUGUUUUUCUUCCGUGAGACGUCAGUAGAAUACACUUUCAGCAAAAAUAAAAUCUUUUCAAGAGUUGGAAAAGUCUGCAAGCAAGACCUUGGAAAUCGAGUGCAGGGAUUGGAUAUCGUAUUGUGGUUAUCAUUCCAGAAGGCAAGACUUCUCUGCUCUGGGUUUGACGAUAUUUAUGGUGUUUACCAGACUGGUGACCAGUUCUAUGCAUUGUUUUAUAAACACGGAGAAUACAGAGGUGAUCUGGGUGUGUCUGCUAUAUGUGUGUACAGAAAGUCUGAUAUCGAGGAAGUGUUUGCUGGAAAAUUCCUGCAACGAGUAGAUGGUAAUUGGGUUACUGUACCAGAAACUAACAAACAAGAUCCAAGGCUACUUAUGCGUAACUGUACACUUCAUAGAGAUAAUCCACAAAUCUUUAAAAACAAUGCAUCUGCAUACCAUUUGAUGGCAGAGGGUGUUGAGCCAGUAUAUGGCGAGCCAAUUUACUACAAGGCUGGUGUUCAGUUCAUUAACAUUGCAGUCAGCGACACCAUAACAAAGUCACAGAUAACAGGCAAAAAUAUCUUUUUAGCCUCAGAUGAAGGGGAAGUGUAUUCCCUAUUUAUGAAAACUUCAGAUGCAACUUCAUAUAUGAUAGAGAAGAAUCCUGUGGUAUAUAGACCAUUUGGUCCAGAUAAAAACAGGAGAAAUGCCAUCUGGAAUAUGAAAUUUCUGGAUCAGUCAUUAGUACUAGGAACAGAUUAUGAAGUGAAGAGGCUGACUAUAAAGAAUCUUUGCGAACAAAUACAAGAAAUGAAUGUAUGCAUUCUAAAUACUAUGUGUAAAUGGAACAGGUGUAAUGGAGGUUCUUGUGUUAAAGCUGAUGCUAUUGUUACCUGCGGUUCGUCUAGCUUUGACUGGACCAUGAUAGACAAUGAAGAUGUCAUUAUCUCUAUAAAAAAUGAAAUUACAGAACAAGAUGAAAAUAUGUCUUCCAUUGGCGAUGUUAAAGCUGUUGAUGGACUGUAUAUUACUUUACCCUUUAAAGCCAGGAUUUACACUGAUUCUGUAAUGUGGCUUAAAGAAACCAUAUGUUCAGGAAGAAAUGUACUGGAAAAUCCAGAUAAAUUUGCAAUUUCCUCGUCGUAUGAUUUAAUUGUGAAAAACGUAACCAAAGAAAUGGAUAAUGAAUCAAAAUAUUCAGUGUGUUAUAUGGGUGAACAAAAGAUAAAAUUAAAAGGAUAUAACAUUCAAGUGGCUUCAGACGAAAAGAAAAUCAUUGACGUAUGGAAGCAACAGUUUAAUGAAUGGUCUUCAGCAUUUGUGAAAUGGAAAGGCUGUGCAAAUUCAUACUAUGAAUCUUGUUCAAGUGAUGGUGGGUAAGCGGACGUAAUCAAUGGAUACAGUGAUUCCAGCAUCUCUCUUACUGUUUGAAAAAUAUUCUAUGUAUCCAUAUAUUUUAUCUAUCUGUCAGUAAUAUCCACCAGCAUGACAUUUUUUUAAAAGCUUGGUGCGAGCAUUCAUAAAGGAAAUUUGUUAUGAGCAAAUUGUUUUUCGUCUUAAAGAGUGGGUUAUACUAACUUAUUUAAGGUCGACUGUGAAGCAAAUUCUACAACUUAUUUAAUCACUUUCGACACCUCAUUCUUGAUAGAAUCCAUUGCCUCGAGGGUAUGAGAGAAGAGAAGCCAGUUUCCCUUUUAAUAUUGGAGCUUUCGGUACCAUUUUUUAUGUCUUUGGUACAACGCAGUCAGGGAUUGAACCCAUGACCUCAUGCACUCAAGUGGAUGCUCUGUCGCUAGCUUAACAAAGCAGUAAUAGAAGGAUAUAAGCAGUGGUUUCCUUCUUUCAGCCUGCCUGGUUAGCCCAUAAGGUGCAGUUGAGGAUUUUGAGAGAAAAGGUCCAUUUUCAAUCCCUAAAGGCAUGGUAUAUGUUUAUGCCCCUCUUCGAAGAAGGAGGGGUAUAUUGUUAAGCUGAUGUCGGUCAGUCAGUCCGUAGACCAGUCAGUUUCCGGAUGAUGACUCAAGAACGUUUGGGCCUAGGAUCAUGAAAGUUGAUAAGGAGGUUGGUCAUGACAAGCAGUUGAUUUGAGAUCAGUAGGUCAAAGGUCAAGGUCACAGUGACCCGGAACAGUUAAACCAUUUGCAGACGAUAACUUGAGAAAGCUUUGGCCUACCUAGGAUCAUGAAACUUAAUAGGGAGGUUGGUCAUGACCAGCAGAUGACCCCUAUUGAUUUUGAGAUCAGUAGAUCAAAGGUCAAGAUCAUAGUGACCAGGAACAGUUAAACACUUUCUGGAUGAUAACUUUAGAACACUUGGGCCUAGGAUCACGAAACUUAAUAGGGAGGUUGAUCAUGACCAGCAGAUGACCCCUAUUGAUUUUUAGGUCAAAAGUCAAGGUCAUAUUGACCCAGAACAGUAGAACUGUCUUCGCCAAAUUACUAGAGAAUGCUUUGGUCUAAGAUCACAUUUGAUAUGGAGGUCACUUAUGACCAGUAAAUGACCCAUAACUAUUUAUUUGAGGUCAGCAUGUCAAACGUCCAGUGCUCAGUGACCAAAUAAUUCCUGUUCCUUGUGCAGUUACUGAAUGCAUCAAGGGGGGCAUUUCAUGUUCUACGAACUCUUGUCUUGAUGAUUUCACAGAAGACAAUUGUGUUUGAGGUCAUUCGUCUUUCACCUGUUAAUCAUGUAGAGAAGUUUUCCUUUAUUUCCUGAGAACAAGUCAGUAUUGGUACAGAAUUUGGGAAGACUGGUUAGGUUAACAGACUUUCACAAAAUCUGAUAAUGGGUUAAAACCAUCUGACAACAGAAUCUUUACUUUCUAGACAACUAUCUGACAAUUUUUGUAAGUGCAGAAUGAUUUGAUUUGGAAUGCUGAUACCAAGGUACUGCAAAGGUCAAUAGCGUGAAGAUUCUUUCUCUUGUCUAGUCUACGUUAGUACUGGAGCAUUGCCAAAUUUACAUCACUUAACCUUUAGCUUGCUGGCGGCAAGUGAUUCUGCCUUUGCGACCAGUGCAAACCAAGAUCAGCCGGCACAUCCAUGCAGCCUGAUCAUGGUCUGCACUGUUUGCUAUUCAGUCAGUAAAUUUUCAGUGAGCAUCCCUUUGAAAAGUAAGUGGUACUGUCCAAAUUGAAUGAUGGACCAAUCCAUUUUAGAAAUUUAGCAUGGUAAAGGUUAAGGUAGUGGACCAUUAUAAAAAUCUGCAACUUGUGAAAAAAAUUAUGUAUUCUUGUAUGUUAUUUUUGCAUCCUUCGGCUUUACCAAAAUUGCCUUCACUUUGAAAUAGUCUUUACUUAUUGUUUGAAAACUGUAAUGUCACUAAAUCAUGGUGAUACCACAUAAAUACUGUAGAAAUGAACUGCUAUGGGACAUACAUAACUUUUCAAUAUGUUAUUCUGUUUUAUUUUACAAUUAUUAUUAUAUUGUGUCAGAGUAUUUUUCAAAGAAUUCCACACCACAUAGAUUUUGGUUUAUGUGAGUGGUAAAUUAAUGUUAUAUGUGCAUGUAAGUUGCGUGAAAACAUUAUAUUGUUUAACAUAAAUUUCUUAUGUACUGUUUUAGAUUAAGAGCAUAUAAGAAUCAAAAUGGUGUAUAGUAAAAUGAUGUUUUACCUAAAUAAAUACACUCAAAAUCGGUUAUACAUCACCAGAAUGAUUUGCCCUCGUGAAAUUAUUCCAUAGAUGUAUAACCUCUGUCUGUGUAUUAAUAACGUUAAGACACGUUUUUUCUAUACAUUAUUUCUUAAUUCAGCUAGAUUGUCAGUAACUUGCUAACUAGUAUUUUGUACUAGACCACAGUAGCCUAUAAUCACACGAGCAGAACAUUGCUUAAACUCCCUUUGAUAUAUCACCAAAUGGUUUACCAAAAUAUAUGAACUUAUCUAAAAUUCCAGUAAUUAUACUCUUAAGGAGGUAGGUUACCUUGUUACCAGGGUAAAUUCAAAUUAGUUGAACCGCAGUGAUUUUUUGUAUUACGUGUAAUUUAAUGUUUUAACUGCUGCAAUCUCAGUUCCGUUUAUCUCUGUCCCUUCAAGUACAAUUUUUAUCCAGGUUUGAAGUACAUGACCCUCUUAAGGUAUUUUGUAUAGAAAGAAGAAGGAAAAUACGGAUAUUUAACUCUUUUCAGUGUAUUUUGGUUUCAUUGUUAUCCGUAGAAGUCUGCAUAAUUAAUACUUUUACUAGUAUGCGCAUAAGCUUUCUAAUUAAAGCCUAAAAUGUAUAUGUCGCGGGGCUCGUGUUUCCAUGGUAACGCAUUUUCUCUCAUUUUCCAACAAUAAUGUAUGAAAACGGGCUUUUCGACGGCUUAAGUGCCAUUCUGUUAAUGACCAACAUGGAAUAUUUGGAUAAUAUGAUUAGCAAAAUACCAAGAACUUUAUAUGGUACUAUGUUUUUCUUAAAGUUUAGAGUAACCAUGGCAACAGAGAUGUUUAAAAUAGCUUAUAUGUUGCUUUUUAUCGUAAUUUCUUAUAAAAAGAAUAUUAUAUAAAAUUAUCUUUCUUGUUAAUGUAGCUUUAAAACAUCUUAUUUCUAACGUUAGUAAUAUUUUCGUAUGAAUUGCAGUUAAUUUAACAAAUUUCACAGCUUAAAAUACUUACAGCAGUGCCCGUUGUCUGACAUUUUUAUUGAAAAAUCGUUCUGCAUGCUGCUAUUAUUCUCAUGGAUAUUGUAGAAAUGAAAAUAAAAAGCCGAAGCUGUGUUCCUUAAAUAGACCAGUAUCAACGCUUUUGAAUUUUACAAAUAGACAUAUAGGUCACGGGCUUCGUUUCCAUGGUAACAUCAAUUUAAUUCAAGACACCACAAUUUUAUACUGAAAUUUGAACAAUUUUAGAGCUUAGUUUUAGUAUUUAAGUAACAAAUUAUCAACGGAAACUGGGAAAUAGGUAUGACAAAUCAAACUGCCCAAUUGUAUUUGUAAAUGACCGUAAUAAAUUACCUUUCAGCCAUCUAUAUUCCCAAUCACAUCAGUUGCCAUCAUCCAUUUUCUUACAUUCCGCAUAACAUUUCAAUAUAAUUACAUAAAAGAAGCAAAAUAUUGAUCAUUUUUCAAAGCAAAAGACUAAUAAAAAGUAUUUCAGCAAAUAAUGGCUGUUUAAAAAUAGUUCAAAUAAAGAAAAAGCACAGAAUAACGUACUUUCAAAAUAAAAGCUAUUAAUUUUGCGCGGUAACUGACACGUAACGUCAUGACUUUAAUGACGUCAUUUUAAGGCAACACUGUUUUGAAGCGUUUCUGCGGCAAUUCAUUCAUUAUUUCUGCAUUAUUAAACCAUUAAACAAGAUCGGAGGCAGGUUCAAGAUUUAUUUCCAGAAGAAUGGAUAUACAAACACAUUUAGUUUGUCGUAAAUGUCGUCGUAAAUCGUCACGUUAGCUUCCGGUUGGACAUGCGCACUUACAAAUAUCAAGGUAACCUACCUCCUUAAGUCUUGUAUGACUUGUAAACAUUUGACAUGUCACAUUUAUUAUUCAUUAGUUUUGUAUCUGAGAAAGAUGCACAAGUUGUGCAGCUGAGAUAUUGCAAGAACAUUAGGAGUUCAAUAUUUAUUAUGAGUGAAAUAAGAAGCAUGUUUCUAGCUAGUGAAACUUUUAUGAUAUACUCAUUCAGGCUUAUAUAAGGGUUUAACUGAAAAUGUUAAUGAGGUUUUUUUUUUAGAUAAAGAUACUCAGUAAAAAUGUCAUCAAUAGUAAAAUCACACACAUGAUAUGAGGUUUACACAUCAGUAUGGAAAAAUACUGAUGUUUGACCCGUCUUUGUAAAUUUAGUUUCAGAAUAUAUAUAUCGGAAAUAUAUUGAUACAGUUGUGAUAUAAGAUAUAUCAAGGGAGUUAAUUAUAAAAGUAAUGUUGAAAUAUACAUCACUCAGAUUAGAACAUCUGUCAGAUAGAAAUGAAUAUUUUCAGUUGUAGAUUUUUCUUUAGUAUUAUCAGUAUGUUUUGUUGCUUCAUUUUGUUUAUUUUACGUAACCUUUAUCCUUCUGACAGCAAUGGAUUCUGCCUUUGCGACCAGUGCAGAUCAGGAUUGAAUGAUGGAGCAAUCCAUUAUAGAAAUUUAGCAGGGUAAAGGUUAAGUAAGGUUAGACAAAGUACAAAGGAACAUUAUCUCAACAAUUCAUUCUGGUGUAGUAACUCUGUGUAUGUGUUGAGUAUUGUAAUGUUAGCAUUUAUAAGGUUAUAACCUUUCUUAAAAAUUUUAUUGUAGUGGGUGGGACAUAUAUUUGCUGCCUUGUCCAUCCAUAAGUCUGUCUGAUUUGUGUCCAGAUUAUCUUCUGUUUACACUUUCCAAGGAAAUUGGUUCAAACUUACAAAAAUAUAUUGCAGUGAAUGUUAACUUGAGCUUAUUAUCAGGACAUGUAUCUUUGAAAUAAACUGACCUGCCAUUAUCCAGAGCGCAUUUCUUUCCAAUAGGGCCUAUUUUUAUGUAUUCAAAAGUAAUUUUUUUACAUAUUGGAUUACUUGCCUUCUUCCAGCAUAAUUAAAUUAACAGUUCCAAUUAUGAUGUGUUUAACCUUUAGCAAGCAGAUGGCAAGUGAUUAUGCCUUUGUAAGGCUGAUCUUGGUCUGCGCUUUUUUUGCUAUUCAGUCAGUACAUUUUCAGCAAACACUCCUUUGAAUAAUAAAUGGUAUUGCCCAAAUUGAAUAAUAGAACAAUCCAUUUCAGAAAUUUAGCUGGAUACGGUUAAAGUAUCUUUUCAACUUUCUUGUUUAUUCUUUAUGUACCAAGUUAGAAUUAAAACUUUUCUUUACAGAGAUGUGCUCUGUACUUGUAUAUUUAAAACUCUCGAAGUAUGAAGUGCUACAUUGUACAGCAUAGUGUAUUGUAAUAAUGAUGAAAUUGUGAGGAAUUUAUCAUUGUAGGCAAAAUCUGUUAUAAAAUAGAUUUACUUCUUGUUUUCACUAGCUUGUUUGAGACUUAUGGUAUGUUUCCAUGGAAACUUGAGAUAUUGAAAACUAGUAAAGGACAGAUGCACUUCACAUACUGGAUUCUUUUUUUUUUUUAAUUGUAAUUCUCACAGUUUUAUUGUUCUCACACAUAAAGAAAAAUGCCUGAUGCUGAAACAAAUGUACUUUAACCCUUAGCCUGCUGGCGGCAAGUGUUUCUGCCAUUGCGACCAGUGCAGACCAAGAUCAGCCUGCACAUCCGUGCAGUCUGAUCAUGGUCUGCACUGUUCGCCAUUCAGUCAGUAUAUUUUUGGUAAGCACCCCUUUUAACAGUUAAUGGUACUGUCCAAAUUGAAAAAUGGACAAGUUCAUUAUAGAAAUUUAGCUGGGUAAGGGUUAAUAGUAGUAUUAUGAUAAAUGAUGUAUUUAUAGUGCAAUAUUGUUGUUAAUUUUGUUUGAUAACAUGAUUUUGUGUCAUUUUAUAGCGUGCUUCUGUUGUGGAAAUAUUUGAUUUGUUUUCAAAAUGAGUCAUUUACAGAAGUAAUGCAAGAAUAUGCGAUUGAAGACACAACGUGAUGAGAUACUUAAAUUUAGAUAGGAAAUGUCAUGUGUGGUAUAAAUCAGCCAUGAAAUGUGUUAAGAAAAGUGACACUUUACUUAAGAAGUACGCAUAGUGUUGAGAUACUUUUGAGGUCAUGACAUGACCAGUUUAAACUGGAAAAACUGUAGUGUUAUUCCCCCUUACUCCAGGGCCGAGUGUGUUUUAGGAGCUAAAGUGCAUGAUGCAAACAGAAAUAACACCAUUGAAGGAUGUUUCAUUGCAUGGACGUGAUCUGGAGUACAGCCAUCAAUAAAUUAUUUGAUGAAAUGUACUUGAAUUAAGAUGAAAAUAAAGAAAAGACUGAUUGAAUUGAACAGAAUGUAACUAUUCUGGAGGGAACUUGUGCUGCAUGUCCCUGGCAACAGUAUAGAUAAAGUCAGUUAUAUAUCUGAUCUGGCAAUUGCUACUGGAGUGCAAAGUACAAAGCUUGUACCAAUUUUUGGAGAAUGAAUAAAAUAUCUAGUGCUUUGGAAAUUGAGAAAAAAAUGUCAUACAUAGACUUAUGGCAUACAUAAGUGUUAGCUUAUAGUAUUGGCCUAUGGAUGAAAGUGUCAAAUUUAGUCAGAUUUACUUAUUGCUGUAAGCUUGCUACAAGUAAACUUACGCUGUGAGUAGCUUUUUACUGACCUAAGGCUAGGGACAAAUAUUGGAAGGACCCCUUUAAAGGGGCUUGAAGACUGAAGUCUUGUAGUAAGAGGUCUACUUAAUUUUGGGAACUUAUUUUAUUACAUGUGUCUUUUUAAGGGACUAUUAUAAGUGGUGUUGAAAUUAAUUUAAAUUGUUUUGCUUUAUUGUUUAGAUGUGUCAUUUUUAGCUCACCUGAGCAAUGCUCAGGUGAGUUUUUCUGAUCGCUUGAUGUCCGGCGUCCGUCGUCUGUCGUCUGGCGUCUGUCGUCCGUCGUCUGUCAACAUUUAGCUUGUGUAUGCGAUAGAGGCUGUAUUUUUCAAUUAAUCUUCAUGAAUAUUGGUCAGAAUGAUAACCUUGAUGAAAUCUAGGCCGAGUUCGAAAAUGGGUCAUCUCGGGUCAAAAACUAGGUCACUAGGUCAAAUCAAAGAAAAACCUUGUGUAUGCGAUAGAGGCAUUAUUUUUCAUUUAAUCUUCAUGAAUAUUGGUCAGAAUGAUAACUUUGAUGAAAUCUAGGCCGAGUUCGAAAAUGGGUCAUCUCGGGUCAAAAACUAGGUCACUAGGUCAAAUCAAAGAAAAACCUUGUGUAUGCGAUAGAGGCGGUAUUUUUCAAUUAAUCUUCAUGAAUAUUGGUCAGAAUGAUAACCUUGAUGAAAUCUAAGCCAAGUUCGAAAAUGGGUCAUCUCGGGUCAAAAACUAGGUCACUAGGUCAAAUCAAAGAAAAACCUUGUGUAUGCGAUAGAGGCUGUAUUUUUCAAUUCUUCUUCAUGAAUAUUGGUCAGAAUGAUAACCUUGAUGAAAUCUAGGCCGAGUUCGAAAAUGGAUCAUCUCGGGUCAAAAACUAGGUCACUAGGUCAAAUCAAAGAAAAACCUUGUGUAUGCGAUAGAGGCUGUAUUUUUCAAUUGAUCUUCAUGAAUUUUGGUCAGAAUGAUUGCCUUGAUGAAAUCUAGGCCGAGUUCGAAAAUGGGUCAUCUCGGUUCAAAAACUAGGUCACUAGGUCAAAUCAAAGAAAAACCUUGUGUAUGCGAUAGAGGCGGUAUUUUUCAAUUGAUCUUCAUGAAUUUUGGUCAGAAUGAUUACCUUGAUGAAAUCUAGGCCGAGUUCGAAAAUGGGUCAUCUGGGUUCAAAAACUAGGUCACUAGGUCAUAUCACGUAAAAACCUUGUGUAUGCGAUAGAGGCUGUAUUUUUCAAUUGAUCUUCAUGAAUUUUGGUCAGAAUGAUACCCUUGAUGAAAUUUAGACCAAGUUCGAAAAUGGGUCAUCUGGGGUCAAAAAUAGGUCACUAGGUCAAAUCAAAGAAAAACCUUGUGUAUGCAAUAGAGGCGGUAUUUUUCAACUGAUCUUCAUGAAAUUUAGCCAGAAUGAUUACCUUGAUAAAAUCUAGGCCGAAUUCGAAAAUGGGUCAUCUGGGGUCAAAAACUAGGUCACUAGGUCAAAUCGAAGAAAAACAUUGUGUAUGCAAUAGAGGAUGUAUUUUUCAAUUGAUCUUCAUGAAAUUUGGUCAGAGUGAUUGCGUUGAUGAAGUCUAGGUCGAUUUUGAAUAUGGGUUAUCUGAGGUCAAAAACUAGGUCACUAGGUCAAAUUAAAGAAAAAUCUUGUGUAUGCGAUAGAGACUGUUUUUUUUCAAUUGAUUUUUAUGAAAUUCGGUCAGGUUGAUUGCCUUAAUGAAAUCUAGGUCGAAUUUGAAUAUGGGUCAUCUGAGGUCAAAAACUAGGUCACUUGGUCAAAUCAAAGAAAAAACUUCUGUAUGUGAUAGAGGCUGUAUUUUUCAGUUGAUCUUCAUGAAUUUUGGUCAGAAUGAUUGCCUUGAUAAAAUCUAGGUCGAGUUCGAACAUGGGUCAUCUAGGGUCAAAAACUAGGUCAUACCUAAGAAAAUGCUUGUUUUAUCGCAAGAGACCAAUUUUUUGGUCCAGUCUUAAUGAAAAUUGGUCAGAAUAUUUGUUUCCAUGAAAUCACUAGGUCAAACAUGUUUUACACUGUUACGGAGUGUUUCUUAGGUGAGCGACCUAGGGCCAUCUUGGCCCUCUUGUUUGAAUUUAUGAUUUUAUGUCAGUCACAUUUUAGUUACAUCUGAAAUUGUAAAAUAUAUAUGUAAGGUAAAGUACUUAUAUUUUUCAAGAAAUCAGCAGAUUCAUGUGUAAAGAAAAAACUUAGGUGAAAAAUUUGUGUCAGUUUCAAAAUGAAGUUAAUUAAAACAUUUUAAACAUAGAGCCACUGUGAUCAGAAAUCUUCAUUUUAAAGACAUGCAGAUCAUUUUACUAACCAUUAUCCUAAGAAAGAGUUUUAUUUACAAUAUUCAAAACAGGGACAAAAAUCACACAUAUGACCUUUUAAGCAAAGAUCAUAGGACCUGUAUUCUAGGGAAGAGGCUAUGAUCUUUAAUGUAAAGAACAUCUGUGGUUGAUUAUAGUAUAACAACAUUCCGACAACACUAAUGGCUUAGCUUUGACCUGUAGGUGAUAUUGAUUGUGACUAUGUUACAUUAUGACCUUUGGCAAAAUGGCUUGAACCAGUGUCCAUAAAUGCAGCAUAAAAUUGUCUUGAUGACAUAACUAUGUCAUGACCUACAAUCAUACCUAUUUCCUUAUAGACAAGGCGAUGUUCAGUAUUUUCUUAAGAAUGGGUUAAAACUGCCAAAAAAUGACAUUUUCAAUUUAACUUAAAAAAAAAUUAAAAGGUAAUGGUAGAUUUCUCACAAGCACAGAGAACCCCAAAAACAGCCAGAGAGCCAUGCAUCGCAAAGUAGGCCAACAACAAAAAGAAAGUAACAGAAAAAAUGUAGUAGACAGGUUGCUUCAAAAUUCCAACGAGUACAUUUAAAUUAUAUACAAAAAGAAUGGGUUAAAGAACUUUGCCAAAAAUGUCAUUUUCUGUUUUACUUAACAAUGCCUUUUUUGCAAAAAUAAUAACCGGCUUUUUAUGCUGGACUCGGGUAAGUUAAGUAAGUUAAAGGUUACUAAUUCUACUAGUCUUUGAAUUUAUUAGAUAAUAUUUCAGCAUCCUAAAUAUAAUAGAUGGCAGUUCAACAGCUACACAUACUAAAAUCUAGGUUAUGGCCUUCGCAAUAAAAGGUGACAGGUUUACUAACCUGUGCUUUCUUGCCCCAGAAUUGCCUUCAAGUGUGAAACACAUACAGGAUUUCCUGAUGUGUCAUUCCAUAACUGAACCAGGAAUAAGGCUAAUUUAUUGUUCAAAUUUUGUCUAUGCCAUAGUUGUUUAAUGCUUAGUAUGAAUUUAUAUUUGUAUAUGUUGUCAUGAAUGUUCCCUUAAUUUCAGUCUUAUGAAAAAUAAACACUAAAAAUAACA